AUGUCGACUACGAGUGGACCAGUGUCCGUCAACAACACUACUGUCAAACCUAACAAUGAGCGAUACACUCCGGGUACGCAAGUCGCAGUGGGUGCACAUAAGGUGGAAAUUAUAAAAUAUAUUGCAGAAGGUGGGUUUGCUCAGAUAUACGCUGUCAAAUUCAUUGAAUUCUUAAAUGAAUUCGAAAAUAAUAGAAUGAAACCCAAAUUACAAAUGGGGGACGUUGCCUGUUUGAAAAGAGUUCUUGUACAGGAUGAAAAUGGAUUGAAUGAAAUGAGAAAUGAAGUGGAAGUUAUGAAACAAUUGCAAGGCGCACCAAAUAUCGUACAAUAUUAUGAUUCAAAUGCAUCUCGUCGUCAUAAUGGGUUCCCAGGAUUUGAAGUUCUUCUGUUGAUGGAAUUAUGUCCCAAUAAAUCAUUGUUAGAUUACAUGAAUCAAAGACUGGCAACAAAGUUAACGGAAAAGGAAAUCUUGAAGAUUAUGUAUGAUGUCACAUACGCGGUAUCACAAAUGCAUUAUUUGCCCACUCCACUAUUACAUCGUGAUAUUAAGAUUGAAAAUGUCCUAGUGGAUGCUCAAAAUAAUUUCAAAUUAUGUGAUUUUGGCUCUACUUCAACAAAAUUCCCAAUGGUGACAACUCAUCAGGACAUUGCCGUAUUGACUCAAAACAUAUAUGUGCAUACUACCCCACAAUAUAGAUCCCCUGAAAUGAUUGAUCUUUAUAGAUGCUUACCUAUUGAUGAAAAAUCUGAUAUUUGGGCCCUGGGGAUCUUCUUGUAUAAAUUGUUAUUUUUCACCACCCCCUUUGAAUUAACAGGUCAAUUCGCAAUCCUACAUUCCAAAUAUGAAUUCCCAAAAAAUAAUUAUUCUUCAAAAUUAAUUAAUUUAAUCAUAAUCAUGUUGGCAGAAAAUCCAAACUUGAGGCCAAACAUUUAUCAAGUAUUACAUAACAUUUGCUCCAUAUCAGGUAUGAAAGUACCCAUUGAAGAUCAAUAUGCAGAAGGACCAUACGAUUUCGAAAAAUACACUCAUUUCCAAAAUAAAGUACAAAGCGUUCAAUAUCAACUUUAUUUACUACAAGAAAAGAAGUUCAAGACAAAUGGGAAACUACCUCAAGCUGAUAUUAACUUAUUGAAUGAUUUAUUCGUGACAUCCUUUGAUAUCGCCUCGAAAGUACCAUUCGAACUCAAAGUGCCAACCCCAUUACCUGGCUAUUCCGCAGAAAUCCCUGAAAGUAAUUUUGCCAAACAGGAACAACAAUAUGAACCACGUAAUAUCCCUACAGCGGGAGAUUAUCUUAAUGAAAAUAGAAAAUCUUUUACUUCUAAUGAUGCCCUCUCAAGACAUACUUCCAACACUGCAGAUACUUCAAGAGAUAUAGCUACACCAAGUAAUUUUGAAAAAAAGGAGAAUGUUAAUGAAAAGAGCCCAGGGAAACCAAUUGAAAAUACAGAACAAUACUUCCCCACUGUAGGUGAAUUGGAUUAUUAUUUGGAUAAUGAAUUAAAGCAACAACAACAACAACAACAGGUCCAUCAACCACAACAAAUUCCUGUGCAAAAUCAAAACCAACAGCAGCAGCAGCAACAACAACCAAAGCAACUACCAAAUAUGAUACAACAACAAAAUAUACCCGAACAGCAGCAACAACAACAACUAAACACAGAUCGUUAUCAUUUGAAUACAACAGGUAUGGUUCAACGACAAAAGAGUCUUGGCUCAGUCUCCACAGAUGGAAGAUCUGUCGGAAGCAAUAGUCAUGUAACCAAUGCUGAAAAUUUACCUACCGAAUAUACUGCUAAAUCUGAUCUACCUGGUAUGGCCAAGCAACACAAAUCUAACAAUCCGUUCCCAAAGAUGACACAUGCAUUCCAAUCCGCUAAUGAAAAUGUUGGUACAUAUUUUGUUGAUAAUAAUGGAUCUCGCCAACAAGUACAACAAACUGAAGCUAAUAUGUAUACCAACUUGAACACAGAACAACCUCGACAGCCAGCACAACAACCGUAUUACCAGAAACCUGGUGAACCAACUAAUCAACAAGCUCAACAACAGCAGCAGCAGCAGCAAUUUCAGCAGCCACAGCAAAUUAAUCAAAGGAUAAAUGUUGGAGUUUCAUCAUCCAAGAAUCCCAUGAACUUCCAGAAUAUCCCCUCCACUUAUUCUAACGGACAGUUAUCCCAAAACCAGCAACCUAUUUCUUUAGUCCAACAGCAGCAGCAACAACAGACAUUGCCUUCUUUAAAACAGAGAACAAACCAGGGAUUUAUUAUGGUUGAUACUGAUGAUAUACCACCAGUUGUUCCGCCACAUCCACAAACAAAAUCUGGCACCACGCUACCUCCAAGACCUCAAUCACAAAACCCACCAAAGGUACCACCUCAUCCAUCGAAGGAGAAGGAAGAACAACUACUGAUUGAUUUAUCUCCACCUAGAGAUCUUCCGGGAAGAAAACCUCGUGAAUCCACUUCGCCUUUACGACUUGAGGAUGAUACUAGUAGAAUGGCAAGAAGAAGUCUUAGUUUGAAUAAUCCAAAGAGGCAAGUAACGUUGAAUUUAAGUGAUAUGUCGAAUGCGGAAGUUAUGGAGUCUUUUAGCACUGGGGGCGUAGAGAGUAGCGUUGCAUCCACUGAGAGCAUAAAUUUAGAUUUGGAAGAUAUGAAACAUAAGAAGGGAGGACAGGAAGACGAUAAUUUAGCAGAGAUGGUUGCCAGAAGAAGUAUUGAAGAAAGAGAAACUCCUUUGAAUGUUCCCAAGAGAGAAAAUUUAAAGCAAAAGGAUGAGAAUCGAUUGGAGAAUAUCACAGGGAGACGAUCUUUGGAUUUAAGGUACCAAGAAAUAAAUUUUUCACCUGACCUCAGAAAGGAUAAAUCGAAUAGUUCUACCUCUGUACAUCAUAUUUCUAGUAUCCGUGAGGAUGAGAGUGUCAAUGAAGAUGAUAGCGAGUUGACUUUAACUGAGAAUGAAAAGAGGCAACGUCAACAACCACGUCAUCACCAACACACACAUUUUGAUAGUAGUUCUAAUUUAAACAGCAAGGGUGCCAAUAGGUCUUCCAGUAGGGGUAACAUCAGAGGUAAACAAGAUUUAGAAAGCUACAAACACUCGACCAAAAACAAUAGCAACAGCAGUAUUCCCAUAAGUACUACCAAUACAAACGAGAUGAAGAAGUCCUUUGCUAAGGCUCGACAGUCGUUGGACUUGGAAAGAGUUCGUCGUGAGGCUUUGUUGAAUAGCGACAAUGGGAAGAGAAGAUCGAUUUUCUCGAUGUUUAGAGGAGACAAGAAAUGA
Messenger RNA from Naumovozyma castellii, 3288 nucleotides. It is a transcript of the gene AKL1, whose product is annotated as serine/threonine protein kinase AKL1. The coding region runs from base 1 to 3288 and encodes 1095 amino acids. The transcript has a single exon. The record is from RefSeq and is a predicted model, not a curated record. NCBI's taxonomy places the organism in Eukaryota, Fungi, Ascomycota, Saccharomycetes, Saccharomycetales, Saccharomycetaceae.